ACCAGCAGAUCAGAGCCCACUGUUUCUUCUUUUCCGUGUCUCGUUUCUCUUCUGCACAUUUCCCUGUCUUUUUCUCCUUGUCCUUGUUUGUGUCAUAGUGACAGUACUGAGGAGAAGAGAUCGAUAACUCAUGGGAAGGGCUCCAUGCUGUGACAAAGCCAAUGUCAAGAGAGGACCUUGGUCGCCGGACGAAGAUGCCACUCUCAUUCGCUACCUCCAGACCCACGGCACCGGCGGUAACUGGAUUGCUCUUCCUCAAAAAGCUGGCCUGAAGCGAUGUGGGAAGAGUUGCAGAUUACGCUGGCUGAAUUACCUAAGGCCAGACAUCAAACAUGGAGGCUUCACCGAAGAAGAAGACGACAUUAUUUGCUCUCUCUACGGUCAAAUGGGAAGCAGGUGGUCUAUCAUUGCUUCACAUUUACCGGGAAGAACAGACAAUGAUAUCAAGAAUCAUUGGAACACCAAGUUAAAGAAGAAGUUACUUGCAUCAAAAGCUACUCCCGCUGGACCUUCUCUUUGUGUCCCGAAACCGGAACCCUUCAAUAAUUGCGGUUAUCCAUCUCAGAAUAUUACUUCUGCAACAUUGCCUAUGUUAGCUGAUGCUGGUUACGGAGUACUGACUAACGUUAAUGGACCCCAAAAUCCAAUUGACACGUUUUUUCCUUCAGCAGAAACUGGUCGUGUUUUUCAGUUCGGAGCGGCCUCCUCCUCCCAAGAGGGUUCAGAAACCAUGGCUGCAGCUGCUAAUGGGGAUGUUGAAGACGGUGGGAUAUUACCGGACUACGGAUUUGAGUACCUUUAUGAUCUUGUCCAUGGUAGUACUACACAAGAUCACAAACCUGAUGGGGCCACUCCGAUUUUCCCAUGCUGACAUGAAACCCACGAUGACUAGAUCAAAAUGUUGCUAAUUAACAGAGAACAUGCACUUGAAAGAUAGAUAUAUCAGUAAGUGUUGCUAAUUAACAAAGAACAUGCACCUGGAAGAUACAGAUACAUAAAUCAGUUUAGUGGUUUGCAAUUCAGACUUAUCCAAUAAUGGGAGAGACCCACUUCUGCAUUAAAGAGGCUUUUCUUAUUGAUGAUUUAUGUUGUGCAGUUUAAUAUAUAUAGUUUGAGCUAACUACACAACACUUUUUCAUAUGUAUGUAUAUAUAUUGGUCUUCUUUUCACAUGUAAUUUUUUAGGGUUACAUUUGGUAAUAUAUGCUAUGUAGAAUU
Molecule: messenger RNA, 1217 nt
Organism: Rubroshorea leprosula
Lineage: Eukaryota; Viridiplantae; Streptophyta; Magnoliopsida; Malvales; Dipterocarpaceae
Source: the annotation of a GenBank genome assembly